AAGAAGAAGAAGAAGAAGAAGCCCCUUCUGCGCAUGUGUGCGUGUCUCAAAUCACCCAGGGCUCUGAUUGUGUCUUGACAGACUCAAGUCUUGACCUCGCGUCGCUGUCCAAGUGUCUACCGCUUGAUUACCGACAAGCAGGAAUAUCAAUGUUUGUGGAAACUUCUGUUGCAGUAACGCCUUGGCGUUUUUCUAAAUUGAUAUGUUUCAGAGACUUGAGCUGGUUCUCUCCACACGGACCGAGAAGCCGAUUACAGGUCCGACAUUUCAAUGGCAGUCAGGUUCAUUGUAAGAAGGCUCCGAGUGUAAACAAGCCCGUAGAAAAAGUUCACAUCCCAGGACUGGAUAUGGUCACUUACGGAGAAAAGAUGCACCAUGUCCCGUGGCUAGCUAAGCCUUUUUGUCCACAGUGGGAAAGGCACCGUAAGGAUCCCCGGUUUUACAGGUCUCCUCCACUUCAUGACAUGCCUUUGUAUCAAGAGACACCGUGUCAUGUCUUCCACCAGAGGACCAGCGCACUUGAAGGUGUUCGCCAGGCCCUUUGGGUAACCAAAACCAAGGCAGUCUCUGGUUUGCCACCUCAGCUUCUAUCACUGGCAGAGAAUCCUGCCAAUCAAUUACCAAAUCAGGAUGACCGUGUUCAGAACGCCAUCAAACAUGCCCGCUUCUGGGACACAACUGAGGAGCGACCAGAACAUUACAGCAACCCACUCCUCUUGAACCUGCUCCAUCUUUGUGCCACGCUUCAGUCCAGCCACCCAUUGAUUGGAAGGAGAAUGUUAACUGAGAAAUAUUCAUUGGCAGCUUCAUGGAAAAGAGGUGAAAACUUGUUUCAGGUUCGGGGACAAAAUGGUUUGCUAUAUAACAGCAUGGAUCCUCUACCAAGGGUCGCUGAUAAAAAGCAAGUGUCAGACACAGCAGAUCAUGUUCUUGAAACAUUUUAUCCUGUGUCGCCUACGGUGGAUUUUCAGAAGGUACAUGUGUACAAGGAGAUGAACUGUACAGGUUUCAGAGGACAGCAUUAUUACCCUCAUGCCCACACAAUUUACUUCCUGGAGCGCGAUGUUGCUUACAAGCUUCUCCCUGAGCAGUUCAGAGCCAAGAUCAUCAUGUUUCUUUUUGGAAAUGCUCUGGCACGUGCACAUAUGCUUUAUGGGGCCAACACUUCUAGUGUCUUGGAUCAUCCUAUCACACUACAGGGCGUCGGGACCAAUGGCAGACUUUUCCAGUUCGUUGUUUUCCAACUCAACACCACAGAUCUGAGAGAAGACGAUGGCAUCAAAAACCAGGUGUGGAUGGAGGAGGAUGUUGACCUCUAUGAGUUUGCAAAGGUCAGACCACUCUUCAAGAAGAAGCAACUGAAGAUCCCAGCUGGUCUUGCAGGAUACAACCCAGAGACGUUCUCCAAAUUCCUUGCCCUAUACCUUCAUGGUGCUGUGUAGCACUAAAGACCUCCAUUCAUAGUUGUGAAUAAAUAUGUAUGUGUGAAA
Molecule: messenger RNA, 1490 nt
Organism: Syngnathus typhle (broad-nosed pipefish)
Lineage: Eukaryota; Metazoa; Chordata; Actinopteri; Syngnathiformes; Syngnathidae
Gene: mrpl37
Product: mitochondrial ribosomal protein L37
Exons: 8
Coding region: 150-1442 (430 amino acids)
Biological process (GO): translation
Cellular component (GO): mitochondrion; ribosome
Molecular function (GO): structural constituent of ribosome
Source: RefSeq, a predicted model, not a curated record